Molecule: messenger RNA, 1023 nt
Organism: Pimephales promelas (fathead minnow)
Lineage: Eukaryota; Metazoa; Chordata; Actinopteri; Cypriniformes; Leuciscidae
Source: RefSeq, a predicted model, not a curated record
AUCUCCAGUCAGCCGUGUCAGGUGAGCAUCACUGAAUAUCAGAUUAUUUCAGAAAUAGAUCAGACUGUCAGAAUUGACAAUGGCUUCCUCUCCUCAAAAAGGUUUUCUAAGAGCACAGACUAUCAUCUCUGUUAUGCGGUAUCUCCUGGCCUCUGUGACUGUCACACACGAGACAACCUCCUUCGAGCCCUGCAACAACUACACUGUGCUGGACAAUCCAUGGAGAUCCAUCAGUAAUGGAUAUAACUCCUACUGUGACCAGUCUGUCUCCUGGAGCGGCUGGUAUCGUCUCUUCAUUAACGGCCUGAGCGCUCAUAUCCCAGACACGUGUGUUGCUCAGUACAGAUGUGGCACGAAUGUUGCAAUGUGGAUCCGUGGUGGACACCCAACAGUAACAGAUGGAGUCGUCACUCGAGAUGUCUGCGGUGACGUCGGGAGUGACUGCUGCUAUUACAGGUCUUCUUCCAUUAAAGUCAAAGCCUGUCCAGGAGAUUAUUAUGUCUAUGAGCUGGUCAAUCCAACUUUCUGUCCUUCAGCAUACUGUGCAGACACUGGCCGCAUUAACACCAGCCCUACAACUGUCACACCAGUGACCAUCUCAACUGUAUCUUUGGACACUACACUAUACAUACUAUAUGCUCUCGGUGGUCUGAUCAUAGCAGUGAUCGUACUUCUAGUUGGAUUGAUCGCUGUUAAUCAGUACUACAGGAAAAAACUCAAGACAUCAGCAAGCAGUGAGAUGCCUGUCAACAAGCAAAAUAAAAGCAGAGAUGAACAGAAGAGUAAUGCCAACGAUGUUGAAGACAGUGUGUACGAGAAUGACAAGAGCACUCAGAUGAAACCAAUCAACAGACCUGAAGUCCCAAAGAGCCAAGUACAUACAGUCUAUGGGAAUGUACAGCCCAGUGUGGGCCAGUCACAUGCACUAUAUGAGAAUCUCUGAUCCUAGUAUUACAGGGGUCAUGAACUGCAUUUGUAACGUUCUCUGAAGUCAACUUAUAAUGUUAUCAAAAUUUUACAUCA